Molecule: messenger RNA, 7437 nt
Organism: Nicrophorus vespilloides
Lineage: Eukaryota; Metazoa; Arthropoda; Insecta; Coleoptera; Silphidae
Product: plexin-B
Exons: 9
Coding region: 577-6306 (1909 amino acids)
Biological process (GO): regulation of GTPase activity; positive regulation of axonogenesis; sensory neuron axon guidance
Cellular component (GO): semaphorin receptor complex
Molecular function (GO): protein binding; semaphorin receptor activity
Source: RefSeq, a predicted model, not a curated record
GCCGAUGGGCUUUGCCAUCUCGCGGCUGAAGAAGGAACAGAGAAAGGUUUCCAAAGCCAAGUGCAUAGCUCAUAGGUGAUAGCCUGCAUCGGUGUGAUUGUACUUCUUGUGUUUUCGUUUAUACAAAGACACACCUAAUCAAAAAAAACGCUGUUGUUGUGCGAAACCGUGGACCGGACAAUGUCCGAAAAGAUGCAGGCCAGUGUGAAGAGCCCGAAAUGCCGGUGAAAACGAGACGGAGACUUGCCGUGCACACAUUCUUUAUAGAUCAUUUCAAAAUGGAGUAUGUGAAACACUGGUAGUUAUAUUCCGAUAGUUCGGUGUUGUGUUUGUUGUGGGAAGGAAGCCGCAGCUAGGUCCACCCCGCGGACCCGGAAAAUCGUUGCUAUAGUCGCGUGCGGAGCCUUAGGUCGCAUUUUCCAUCGCCGAAUAGCCCUUAAUGUUUUUGUUUGCUCAUACCAAGAUGCUUUAUAUAUAAAACGAAUGACCUCUGACCAAUCAUCAUUCUUCAUCAUACCAUCGAUGUAAAGUAAUGCGGAGUAUUGUGCACGCCUGUGGCAUGCACGAGGUGUCUUCAUGGUGGUAAGGACCGGCUCCAAUGCCGUGGUAGCCGUGGCGUUGUUCUGGUUUAUAGUUUUGGUGGGGUCAUGGGGGCCCGUCAACGGGGGCAUCCUGUUGGCUCAGUACCCGGGCCCCGCCUCAGAUCCUUUGCACUUUUCCCACUUGGUGGUGGAUCAAAUGACCGGCAAAAUCUACGCCGCUGCCACCAAUCGGCUCCUGCAGCUGGACGCGAACCUCGACCUGGAGACCCAGGUCGUGACGGGUCCGAAAAAUGACAGUCCGAUGUGCCACGCGACAGGCUGUUCGGACGGUAUCACCCCGUCCCCUAUGGACAAUUUCAACAAGAUCUUGCUCAUCGAGCCGGAAAACCGGACCAUCAUCUCAUGCGGAUCUUUGAGUCAGGGCUCGUGCUACAAGUACAUGCUGAACAACAUCAGCGGACCUUCUGAAUUCAUACCGUUGGCAAUCGCAGCAAAUGACCCUGUCGCCUCGACAUAUGCUUACAUCGGUCCGAGAAGGUACAACCAAUGGGCCGGAACGAAUAUUAUGUAUGUGGGUACCACUUUCACCAGUAACGGGGAUUACAGGCACGAUGUGCCAGCUAUCUCGAGCCGGAUGCUGAAUACCUUGGAUUACUCAGAAUACGAAUUCAGCAAGCAGUCUUUGAUUAAUAUAGACGUUAAAUACAGAGACCACUUCCUUAUCCAAUACGUCUAUGGUUUCAAUGCUACUGACUACGCGUACUUCGUGAUUGUGCAGAAGCAAUCGCAUCUUCCAGGCCAAGAAGAACAAGGGUAUGUUUCCAGGCUAGCACGCAUCUGCACGAAUGAUGAAAACUACAACACCUACACCGAAGUAACUCUGCAAUGCGCGAACGGUGAACAGAAAUACAAUCUGGUGCAAGACGCCAAAUUAGCUACAGCUGGCAGUGCGAUGGCUUCGGCAAUUGGUGUGCAAGAAGGCGCCUUGGUGUUGGUUGCGGUCUUCCGACCGGCCAAGGGCAUCACCAAUGAACCCCAAUCCCAGUCCGCAUUAUGCUUUUACCCCUUACGCGACAUCGAGGCAAAAUUCAAUGAGAACAUUCACAUGUGCUUCAACGGCAGCGUUAAGUAUCGCAACAUGGGAUACGUUUCCGGACCUAUACAGGACGGCAAAUGUCCGAGCGCCGGAAACGCCGGCAAUGUUCCUAGCUUCUGCGAUGCCGGCUUGAAAAUCUCUGGCGCCACUCCGAUCGUCAGCAAUGCUGCUCUCACCUUCAACACAUCGCUUUCGUCCGUCUCAACCGCUUCCACCGGCCAUCAUGUCCUUGCCUUUUUAGGUACUAUGGAUGGUCGAAUAAAAAAGGUCAUACUUUCAGCGCCGACGCCGGCUGAAUACGAAGAGGUUCUCGUUGAUCCCGGUAAAGCAAUCCUACCAGAUACUGCUCUUUCGCCCAACGGCAAUUACUUAUACGUCCUAUCUACCUCUAAGAUCUCAAAAAUAAAAGUAGAACAUUGUAGCAGUUACACGAAUUGUUCCUCAUGUUUAGAAUCGAAAGAUCCUUAUUGUGGUUGGUGUUCUUUAGAAAAAAGGUGCACUAUCAGAGGCGCCUGCCAGAAAGCCUCACACAGCUCUCCUAGAUGGUUGUCAUUGGGUACGGGUCAGCAAUGCAUCGACUUCGAGCAAGUGCUACCAGAUCGCAUUCCUUCGAAUCAAAUGACUACGGUCCGCUUGACAAUCCGAACGUUGCCGGAAUUACCAUCAGGUGCAAAGUAUAAGUGCGUCUUUGGCGAUGCAGAACCUAUCGACGCGAUUGUCGCCGAAUUCGGAUUAUCCUGUCCAACUCCGGACAUUAAUUCUCGACCACCCAUUCCAACCAAGCAGGAUCACGUUUUGGUUCCUCUUAGCGUGCGUUCUUCCGAAACCAACAAGGAUUUCGUUUCCAGAAAUUUUGCUUACUACGAUUGUUCCAAGCAUCUUACGUGCAUGGAUUGUGUCCAGUCACAAUGGGCUUGCAAUUGGUGCGUUUACGAAAAUAAGUGCACCCAUAAUACCUCAACAUGUCAGCGAUCAAUAAUCAGCGGAGAAAAUAACCAUAUGCCCUUAUCGAAUCAUGGAGUAACUUUCUGUCCACGCUUUAAGCGGAAAGAUAUUAUCUUUUUACCAAACAAUGUUCCUAAGGAGAUGGUUUUUGAGGUGGAGAACUUGCCUCAUCCGCAGGCUGACCACACAGGUUUUCAGUGCAUCACAAAUAUUGAAGACGCGAAGAUGUUGGUACCUGCUAGGGUCGAUGCGAAUCGGUUCAUUGUCUGUGAAAAGCGAAUUUAUUCGUAUGAAGCAAAUACAGGUGAAUACGAAGCUAGCGUAAAAGUUGUUUGGAAUAGAAACCAUCACAUUGAUUCUAUGAAUGUUGUGUUGUAUAAAUGUGAUAUUUUGGGUUCUCACCGUGAGCACGCAGAUUGUUCACUAUGCGUUACACGAAAUUCAAAAUACCAUUGUACUUGGUGCGGCAAUACAUGUAGUUACAGUGAAACAUGCCAGCUUUCCCAUGUGGAAUGCCCGAAACCUAGGAUUGAUAUGAUCAAACCUUUGAGCGGACCGAUAGAAGGGGGUACUAUUGUUACCAUCGAAGGCAGCAACUUAGGCGUAAAGUCAGAUGAUGUGAAAGGUAAAAUACGUAUAGGGAAUGUGCCGUGUACAUUGAUUGCGUACGAUAUAUCAGUGCGUAUUCAAUGCACUACUGGACCAUCUUCAAUGGAAACUACAGCGCCAAUUAUAGUCGGGAACGAAGCCGGCUACACAGAAUCAUCUGUAGAGUUUAGUUACAAAGAUAUCAGACUCAUUAGUGUCUAUCCUUCCAUCGGCCCUCAGUCGGGCGGUACUCAAUUAGCAAUCACUGGUCAAUACUUAAAUAUAGGAUCUGAAAUCACCGCGUAUUUAGAUGAUCAUAUAUGUGAAGUGAAUCUCACCCAAGCAUCAUCUUCUCGUCUCACAUGCAUCACCUCAAAAGCAUCCCGUCCUACAAACAUAGCCAGAAUCACCCUUAGCAUAGAUGGCGCCAAUAGAACCUUGGAAGGUAACCCUUUCAACUACACUCAGGACCCCACUAUAAUGGAAAUUAAACCAUUAUGGAGUUUUGCAUCUGGGGGUAGAAUGAUAUUUGUGCAUGGCUCAAACUUGGAUAGUAUUCAGAAACCAGAAAUGGAAGUCUACUCUGUCAACGAACCAGUUCCGAUAAACAAAACAACUUGCAAGGUUUUAAGUGCAAAGCAAAUGGAAUGUCCCAGUCCAGCAGUUAAUACGCAAUUCCACUUGGAGAGUCAUCGAGUCACGAGAUCGCUGUACAAGCACCCGAACAUGGGUAAUAAGAAUAUACCGGAGUCGACGAUCUCGCUACGCAUAGGCUUCGUCAUGGACAAUGUGAUGUCUGUGAAAAAUUUAGAUAAGUAUUUCGAAACGAUCAAGUCACAGCUAUUCUACGUGAACGAUCCCAAGUUCUUCGAGUUCCCGAAUAAAGUUAAACUGUACAAAGGCGACACUUUGGUUAUUGAAGGUGAGAACCUGAACGUAGCCAGUGAUGAGACUGACGUCGUCGUAACGAUCGGUUCGAGAGCCUGUAACGUUACAAGUCUAGCAAUGAGCCAACUGGUUUGUUCACCACCUGAACAUCAGCCACCUGAUACAGACGAGAAUGGAAUCAAGACUGAUAUUAAUCUGCCAUUGGUUGUAGUACGUGUUGGCCGCAGCCUUCGUUUUCCCAUCGGUUUUCUGCGUUACGACGUAUUGAAACCGUUUGCACUGCCUCCCGAAGCGAUUGCAAUGAUCACCGUCGGAGUCGUCAUGUUUAUUAUAUUUUUCAUGGGUAUAUUAUUUGUAUAUCGCCGGAAGUCGACGCAGGCAGAACGCGAGUACAAGCGUAUACAAAUUCAGAUGGAUACUCUCGAGAGCAACGUACGUUCCGAAUGUAAACAGGCCUUCGCCGAACUCCAAACCGAUAUGACCGACCUCACUGCCGAUUUAGAGAAUUCUGGAAUUCCAACAUUAGAACAUACUAGUUACACCAUGAAAGUAUUCUUCCCGGGGGUCAGCGACCAUCCGGUAUUAAACAGGCCGAAGAUGAUGCCAAACGGCCCACGAACAAAUUACGACACAGCCAUGUUCCAAUUUGAUACGCUUAUCAAUAAUAAACAUUUUCUACUUAGAUUUAUAGAGACCUUAGAAUGUCAAAAAACGUUUAAUAUACGCGAUAAAGUUAAUGUUGCAUCGUUGCUUAUGGUUGUCUUAAUGAAUAAAAUGGAGUAUGCUACUGAUAUUUUGAAAAGCUUAUUGAUGCGUUUAGUAGAGAAAAGUGUGAAUACAAAACAUCCUCAGUUGAUGUUACGACGGACAGAAAGCGUUGUGGAGAAAAUGUUGACAAAUUGGAUGGCGCUUUGCAUGUAUUCUUAUCUGAAGGAGUAUGCAGGUUCGUCAUUGUUCUUGUUGUUCAAAGCCAUUAAACAUCAAAUCGAGAAAGGAUUAGUUGAUGCGAUUACGCAUGAUGCUCGGUACUCCCUCUCGGAGGAGAGGCUGCUGCGAGAACAAAUCGAACACUCGUUUGUAACGUUACACCUUGUUCAAGAAGAUAUGGAUGAAAAGUUACAGUGUAAAGUAUUAGAUUGCGAUACGAUAAGUCAAGUUAAGUCCAAGAUAUUGGAUGCUCUCUAUAAAAACACCCCCUUCUCGCAGCGGCCUUCGAUUUAUGAAGUUGAUCUGGAGUGGCGACACGGCAGAGGUGGUCACCUAACGCUGCAAGAUGAAGACGUGACUACGAAAACCAUUAAUGGUUGGAAGAAGUUGAACACUUUGGCCCAUUAUGGUGUGAAAGAAAGUGCAGUCAUGUCUAUAAUUUCCAGACAGAACGACAGUUUUAGCAACUGUAAACAGAUUUGCCACACAUGCGUUGCUGGUAUCUACUACAACAACUCACAAUCUCCCAUAAUUACAACGAACGGUGAUAUCGAGACCGGAAUGAACAUGCGAAUCUAUCACCUCGUUAAGCCAAUGGAUGAUCACCAGAAUCCCAAUGGAAGGACUAGCGAAAGGACUCAUAAAGCAAUACCCGAAAUAUUUUUGACUAGGUUGUUAUCCACGAAGGGUACAAUCCAGAAGUUUGUAGACGAUUUCUUCUAUACUAUUCUGACGGCAAACGAGGCACUUCCGCCUGCAGUCAAGUGGCUGUUCGACUUGCUGGACGAGGCUGCUGACAAGCAUGACAUCCAAGACAUCGAAGUGAUACACGCAUGGAAAUCAAACAGUCUUCCACUUAGAUUCUGGGUGAAUUUUAUCAAAAAUCCCGACUUUAUUUUCGAUAUCAAUAAGACGGCAACGCUGGACUCCUGUCUCUCUGUUAUUGCGCAGACCUUUAUGGAUUCCUGUUCAACAACCGAACAUCGUUUAGGCAAGGACUCGCCCUCCAACAAGUUGCUGUUUGCGAAGGAUAUUCCUAGGUAUCGUGACAUGGUAGCCAAGUUCUAUAACAGCAUAGCGGAUCAAAAUGCAAUCAGCGAUCAAGAAAUGGUAUCGGCGAUGCAGCUAUUAUCCGUAGAGCAUGCAGACGAAUUCGACAAGGUAGCAGCUCUGAAAGAACUUUAUAUAUACGUUACUAAGUAUAAGGAACAGAUAAUCGAAGCGUUGGAUUGUGAUAUAAAUUGCCGCCGUCUGGAUUUAUCACACCGUCUAAGGAACGUCGCGUACACUCUGGGUGGAGAAGAAACGUCAGCAUGCUGACCAAACCAGUCACCUGAUCCCUCUCUACUCUGACAUCCAUAUUACGUAGUGCGGAGAGAUCAUAGCGAUGCUUCGAGUAAAAAUUUAAACCGUGCUCUUCUGUGAUAUUAGCGCAAGAUCAGGUGACUGUAUUCAAUGGACACGUUACUUAACCCUCCGUCGGCAGACUACAGAAGACUUAGACCUACUUAGGCGUACGCGCACAGGCGGGCCUGAAAAGCUUUAAUUAUUAAACGAGUCCAUAUUACAAUAUGCUUCUUCAAAAAGUAAUUUAGUAAAUUUUUGAUAGAAUGUUGUUCCUACGCUAUAUGUACAAUAUUAUAUAUAUUCAGGCGAUCCUGACGCUGUGCGUGUAUUGAGUACCUCUAAGUUUUCUACCUUGAGUGCCUCGCUAUUGCUGAUGGGACGUGUUUACUAAAAAUUUAUUAAAUUUAAAUGAAAAGAAUAUUUCUAUGUGUCACACAUGUCGACAGGGCACCGAGGGCAUCCCCAGAUUACGGCCCUAAGAGAAUAGCUUAGAUUUAGAGAGAAACAAAACAAAAUGAGAGGAAAGAAAUAUAAAUACAAACAAACAAAACAAAAAAAAACAACAUAUACAUUUCAUUGGCAAUGAUUAUUAUUUUAGCUUUAAUUAGUUAGUCUUAGAUUUACAUAAAUGUGAAGGCCUACGUACAUUCUCGUUUUGUCCUUUCGUUAUUAUUAUAUCGACUGAACGAAAGCAAACAAUUUAAAUAAAAAAAAAAUGAAGCAGCAUACUCGAAAAAGCACGUAAACGAACUCGGGUAGACAAAAUAAUGGCGGUUUUGCUUAAAAAAAUAUAUUAUGGUAUUUUUUAAUUUUUUUUUUCGUAUUUUAUUUCAACGUUUAGAUGGACGGUGGAAGUCCAAUUAGUGGAUGUGAGGCCGGAUCGCGACCAUUUAUUUAUUCCUUGAUUCCUUAGCUACUUUAAGCGUAUUAUUUAUAUACUUAUACGGUUUACAUAAUAUACUAUCCCUCAUUGCCAAUUAAAUGACUAUUUUGAUAUUUAUUAUAGCAGGAACUACAGUUUUGUGGUACUUUCACGUCCAGUGAUUUUUUGUAUUUUUGAAUCUUAUUAUCUUUUUUAAUUCCUUAUUUUUUUACUUACUCGGA